ACAUGAAUUGAAAGAGGAACGGUGCAACUUCGGAAGGCUUGCAGUGUUGCAGUAACACUUUUUUCAUGUUUUCUUCUGUGAUUCGCAGAAGAAUUCGUGCAUCUCCUCACACACUCGCCUUCGCCUUCAUCUCCUGCACAAGAUCACUGACCAACACAUCAUCGUCGUCGUCGUCGUUAUCAUCAUGUGCGCAGUCCACGGUAAAACAAGUGUGCUCACUGGUAUACGAUUAUUUCGAAGACCACCACACCCACAGGAGAUUCUCCCCUCUGUACCUCGACGUCGAUCCCAAUUCCCUAACCCACGACCAAGUUGUCACCAUCGUCGCUUCGCUCGCCUCCGAUGGCGGUUCGGUGGUGGCCCACCGUUUCUUCAACUGGGUCAUUACUUCCAACAAGUUCCGCCAUUUCACGCGCCUCUACAUUGCGUGCGCAACGUCUCUCAUUGGAAACAGAAAUUUCGAGUUGGCCAGUGACGUGUUGCAAUGUAUGGUGAAGAGUUUCGCCGAAAUCGGGAGGGUCAAAGGGGCCGUGGAAAUGGUCAUCGAAAUGCACAACCAGGGAUUGGUUCCCAGUACGAAAAUGCUGAACUGGGUAAUUAUGAUUGUGAUAGAAAUGGGUUUGGUUGAGUAUGCAGAGAACGUGUUUGAUGAAAUGUGCGCGAGAGGGGUCCAGCCGAAUUGUGUUAGUUACAAGGCCAUGGUUGUCGGUUAUUGUAGAAUGGGUAAUGUUUUGGAGGCGGAUAGGUGGUUGAGAGCCAUGAUUGAGAGAGGGUUUGUAGUUGACAGUAGGACGUUUACGUUGGUAGUGAGGGAGUUCUGUGAUAAGGGUUUUGUGACCAGGGCAUUGUGGUAUUUUCGUAGUUUGAGUGAGAUGGGUUUGAGGCCUAAUUUGAUUAAUUUCACAUGUAUGAUUGACGGGUUGUGCAAGAGGGGUAGCGUGAAACAGGCGUUUGAGAUGUUGGAGGAGAUGGUUGGGCAGGGUUGGAAGCCGAAUGUGUACACGCACACGGCUUUGAUUAAUGGCCUGUGCAAGAAAGGUUGGACUGAGAAGGCGUUUAGACUGUUUCUCAAGCUUGUUCGAAGCGAGAAUCACAAGCCGAAUGUGCUUACUUAUACUGCCAUGAUUAGUGGGUAUUGCAGGGAUGGGAAAAUUAAUCGGGCUGAGAUGCUGCUGAGACGGAUGAAGGAGCAGGGAUUGGCGCCGAACACAAACACAUACACGACUCUUGUUGAUGGGCACUGCAAAGCGGGGAAUUUUGAAAGGGCGUAUGAGUUGAUGAAUGUGAUGAAUGAGGAAGGUUUUAGUUCCAAUGUGUGUACGUACAAUGCCGUUAUUGAUGGACUUUGUAAAAAGGGAAGGGUGCAAGACGCUUACAAUGUGCUUAAGAGUGGGUUUCGUAAUGGGUUGGAAGCUGAUAAAUUUACUUAUACUAUUCUCAUGUCUGAACAUUGCAAACAGGGGGAAAUUAAGCAAGCGUUAGUGUUGUUCAAUAAGAUGCUCAAGAGCGGUAUUCAACCUGACAUUCAUUCAUACACUACGUUGAUUGCAGUAUUUUGUAGGGAAAAAAGAAUGAAAGAAAGUGAGAUGUUUUUUGAAGAAGUUUUGAGAUUUGGACUUGUUCCUACAAACCAAACCUAUACGUCAAUGAUAUGUGGUUACUCUAAAGUAGGCGAUUUGAGUUUGGCUUUUAAGUUUUUCCACAGGAUGAGUAACCAUGGUUGUGCUCCGGAUUCUAUUACUUAUGGUGCCCUUAUAAGUGGGCUGUACAAACAGUCAAAGUUGGAUGAGGCUCGUGGAUUGUAUGAUGCCAUGAUAGAGAAGGGACUUACUCCAUGUGAAGUUACUCGAGUAACUUUGGCUCAUGAAUAUUGCAAAAUAGAGGACAGUUGCUCUGCUAUGCUUGUUCUUGAAAGGCUAGAAAAGAAACCCUGGAUCCGGACAGUUAACACUCUGGUCAGGAAGCUAUGUAGUGAGAAAAAAGUGGGAAUGGCAGCCCUGUUCUUUCACAAGUUACUAGACAUGGAUCCUCAUGCCAAUCGUGUAACAUUAGCAGCAUUUAUGACUGCAUGCUAUGAAAGCAGUAAUUAUGCUCUUGUUUCUGAUUUGUCUUCGAGAUUAUACAAGGAAAACCAUUUAGCAAUCAAAGUGACUAAAUAACACAUUUAGGACGUGCUUUGACGCUUUGUAAGCCUGCUUACAUCUGGACCAAUAACUAGUUGGGUUUUGAUGAAGUAUUUGGGAAGUAUACUUGUUGGAGAAGUGAGAUUUGUGCCAUCUAGGUGCUGACUUCUGCAUUGGGUUACCGUGUUUUAUGAACAUAUGGAGUCAUGAAGGGCAUCGAUUAUGUGAUUCGGCAGAAGUGGAGCAAGAAUAACAGAUACUCUAGCAAAAUAACGUUAGUACAUGUUUUUCUUUUGGCUGGUCAACUGUGCAUCCGUUCUUUAUUUUAGGGAAAUGGAUAUCUCAAUUGGAUUAUCGGGAAAUGGCUAUCUCUUUCACAGCUUGCUUGCAUGGCACCAAACACUUCUCACUUUCUAUCUAUGUAAGAUCAUAUUUCGGUCAACUUCACUGGAGGUUUUCCAAUUCAGAGACAAUUCUCUGCUAAAAUUGAUUAAAUGAUAGAAAAAAAUUCUACUGUAGCAUAUACAGCAGCUAAAAGAUGGAGAGUUAUCAUGCCAUGAUUGUUCUGAUAAUCUUUGCCAGCUAAAUUGAAAGGUAAUCUGAUACUACACCACAAUUGACGAUAGCUCAUUAGAACUUGCAUGCUGGUGUUAUGCCAUUGUUGUCAAGAGUCUCAAGACAACACAGUAUUUGCUGCUGACAGGUGUUUAACAUGCAAAGAUGUUAAACAAAGUGCUAUCUGAUUUGUUCAGGUAAAGGAUGAUGUUGCUGAUCUCCCGUGACGUCAAAUGUGAAGAGUAAGCAUAUGGUUGUACUCUAUCAUAUCUAUUUCCAUGCACCCUCGUUCCAUGUAUUUUUCUCUCUAUUAUUUGCAGCAUUGCCUUUACAGUGUUUACAACCUUCAUUCAGGAUUGUUGUUCUUUUAUUUUAUUUUUUUUUACUUUUCUGCUUUUGUUUGUGCUAGCAUACAAAACAUUGUAUCUUUAUGUUUUGAUGAAUUAAAUUUUAUUCAACAAAGAAGAGGAAAAAAAA
Molecule: messenger RNA, 3155 nt
Organism: Vigna angularis (adzuki bean)
Lineage: Eukaryota; Viridiplantae; Streptophyta; Magnoliopsida; Fabales; Fabaceae
Product: pentatricopeptide repeat-containing protein At4g19890
Exons: 2
Coding region: 66-2159 (697 amino acids)
Molecular function (GO): protein binding
Source: RefSeq, a predicted model, not a curated record